AUGAGGACCAAGGGGCUCAGAGUUGCCUUAUGCAGAACUACCAACAGCUCUUCUGGUUAUAUUCAUCCUAAUCGCCGUAUCGAGUUUUCUAGCAAAUGGAUUUGUGUGCCUGGUUUACGCGCUUUCAAAAGAAAUCCGGGAACAGCUAAACAUUAUUUUAUGUUUAACUUGGGCAUCGCAGAUAUCCUCAUAGCUGUCCUGGGAAUUCCAUUCUUUCUGACACAGUACGUUAACCAGAAAUCCAAAAGGUUAUGUCAAAUUGGAUCGAUGGUGGACGUGCUUGCUUGCACAAGUUCUAUAAUCAGCUUCACUGUGAUAAGCGCUGAGCGUUUCGUUGCCGUGAACUAUCCGUUGCGUUAUCCCACGAUAAUUUCGCGAAAACGUUGUCUCUUCGUACUAUCUCUGGUGUGGAUUUACUCCAUAGCGUUCUCGCUUGCGUCUUGGAUUCCCGUUGGCGAAUUCCACAUGAAUCACUGUGUGUUUUUCACAGACAUCUAUAUAAUAUUCACAACCUUUGCUAGCUUCGUUCUGCCCUUGUUUACAAUGCUCGUAACAUACGGAUAUAUUUACAAAGUCGCCAAGUAUCAAUCCGAUCAAAUCAACAGUAGCUUACCUCGCGGAACAAAUCGCGUCAAACGCGAAUUCAAAGCAGCCAAAACUCUAACCUUGAUUAUCGGGGCAUUCGUCGUGUGCUGGCUGCCAUUUUUCGUUUAUAUUUGGGUUUACAGCGUGUAUAAUGCCGGAGUUCCUUCAAACAUAUUGAAUUAUGUUAUACAUGUUGUGAGAUACCUCAACGGCCUGGCAAAUCCCUUUAUUUAUGUACGUAUUAACAGGGAGUUUCGACGUAGCGCUCUGAAAUUACUAAAACGUGCCCUGCCUCGUAGAGAAAGGUAUUCUAACGAUACCACAAACGAUUUAACACAAUCGACGGACUUUGUUUUGCGAAAAGUUUCAGCGGUGUCCACCGGGGGAACUGCAAGUGCAGCAGCUUACUGCAAUGGAACUGGUCAAGGUUGAAACUUAAAAAACGCGCGAGUUUCAGAAAUCGUAUUAAGGUUUAGUAUAGUUCGCGGGAUGUAUAUUUUUGUCCGAAAAUUACGGAGGACAACUUCCUAAGGGAAACGGAACUAUAAAUUACAAGCUUCCCAUACUUGAAACGAACAGAAAUCUAUUUGUCAAGCCAGGAUUAUCUCUGAAAAUCGCGCCAAAUUUCUGACAUAUUACGUCAUGAAUAUAUACUGUCGUAAGUGUAGGCCCUCAUUGAUAACCAGUUUUAACUUCGCUCUAGCAUGCAAUGUCUGAUAUAAACCAGCUUUUGGAUCAAUAUGGCCGUUGCGUGUGGCUAAAUUAGGAAUUUUGCAUGAAAUAAUACAUUUCUCAAGCAAAAUUAGGGAAACUUAAAAAAAUAUUUGAGUUUCAAACGGAAUAUUUGCAGAUUUGUGGACAUAUAAUGUCACAUUUCAUGCAUAAAAGCUUCGAAACGUUUCUGAAAUAACUCACAAUUCUUUACGUAAUGCAAUAUGACACAACUGUUUGCAAAUGAAGCGUUUACAUACUAAACUAGUUAAUGAAAAAUAUUAGAAAAUAAUUGUAUUUUUGAAGCAGCUGUCGCGUGGUUUGGAUUUUAAGUUGCCUAAAAGAUUCAAAAUGUGGCCUCUUUUAGGGCAUGUUAUGGAUUCUUUCCUUUCACGUUCUUGCAUUAGAAGAAAAAAGAAUUUUAUUUCAUGUUUUAUGCAUCCCACAAGACACAUAUUUGCUUUGCGUAGCUUGUCAAUAUUUCUCUGUCUUUUGCACGAAAGGUUUUUCUCAAAAAGGUUGAAGAUAUUUUGAAUGUACAUUUUAUUUAAUAGCAAGAUUUGAGCAUGUUUUGCCAAAAUAAAACCGACCUAAGACCUAUAAGACACGUCAAUAGCUUCGAGAAACAAAAUGAUAUUAUCAAAU
Messenger RNA from Dendronephthya gigantea, 1941 nucleotides. RefSeq names its product alpha-1A adrenergic receptor-like. Gene Ontology annotation, biological process: chemical synaptic transmission; G protein-coupled receptor signaling pathway, coupled to cyclic nucleotide second messenger. The coding region runs from base 1 to 1017 and encodes 338 amino acids. Gene Ontology annotation, molecular function: neurotransmitter receptor activity; G protein-coupled serotonin receptor activity. Lineage: Eukaryota; Metazoa; Cnidaria; Anthozoa; Malacalcyonacea; Nephtheidae. Gene Ontology annotation, cellular component: membrane; dendrite. The transcript is spliced from 2 exons. The record is from RefSeq and is a predicted model, not a curated record.